Molecule: messenger RNA, 1859 nt
Organism: Suillus fuscotomentosus
Lineage: Eukaryota; Fungi; Basidiomycota; Agaricomycetes; Boletales; Suillaceae
Exons: 5
Coding region: 193-1722 (509 amino acids)
Biological process (GO): positive regulation of proteasomal ubiquitin-dependent protein catabolic process; ubiquitin-dependent protein catabolic process; protein polyubiquitination
Cellular component (GO): ubiquitin ligase complex; cytoplasm
Molecular function (GO): zinc ion binding; ubiquitin conjugating enzyme binding; ubiquitin protein ligase activity
Source: RefSeq, a predicted model, not a curated record
UCGCUGGUCCCUCACGACCACGUCCGGUCCCUGGUACAAGAGAUAGAGACAACUAUGAGGAGGAUCUUACCCGUAUGAUCGCACAACUGGAACUCUCUGAUGUAGAGAGACUACAGACCUUAUAUGAUAACAGAGUGCACCGAGGAGAGGGACUCACUGAUCGCGAAGUUGCCUUCGCAUUGUUGAUGCAGAAUGCUCGAGAACUUGCAGAGUUCAAUGCUGAUCGGGAACUUGCCCAGCGACUCGCUGUUGAAGAGCUUGAUCCUGCACCUGCUAGCAACGGCAACACCCGCCUUGACUAGCUUGAGAAAUGCGACGCUACAAAAGCAAACAUGGGGCCAAUGGUUUGCCUCCUUGUUUUCGGCGCCUGUGUCGGAUGGUCAGACACCAACACUGGCAAACCCAGGUCAAGCGCCCACCACUGCGGCUAGGCCAGCUCUUCGGGCUACUGGCCACGAUUGCGUGAUCUGUCAGGACCCCAUCUUCGGAGUGGAAAUUCGGGCACCAUGCGGCCACUUUUAUGAUAUCGGCUGCGUCACCGACCUAUUCCAAUCAGCAACUCGCGAUGAGAGUUUGUACCCUCCUAGAUGUUGUCGCCAGAACAUUCCACUCCCACAAGUUCGGUCUCACCUGGCACAGACAGUCCUCGCUGAAUUUACCCUCAAAGCUGAAGAAUUUGGGACCAUGAAGCGCGUUUAUUGUGUUUCACCAACAUGCAGCCGUUUCCUCGGGCCAUUGCAUGAGGGAUUUUUCAGCAAGGUCUUUCAAUGCACAUCCCCUACGUGUACGAUGUCGACAUGUGGAAAAUGUCGUGGUAGAUACGAAGGGUUCACCCAUCUCUGCACUCCCGAUGCAGAGAUUGAGCAAGUUCUCACACUCAGCCGCGCCUCGGGGUGGGCACGCUGUCCAGGCUGUGCUCAGAUGAUCGAGCUUAACAUGGGGUGUUUCCACAUGACCUGCAGAUGCAGGACAGAGUUUUGCUAUUUGUGCAAAGCACUCUGGAAGAGCUGCAGGUGCCCGCAGUGGGACGAGGCCAGGCUGUUGGCUGCUGCAGAGCGUCGCGUGGAUGCUCAACUACUGCCUGAGCGUCGCGCCCAGCCUGCUAAUCCUCUCCAACAGGCACCUGCAGCACGCCAACCAGUGCCAGCUGCUGGCGCUGCUAGGAAUCGGCCUAUUAAUCUACCUAGACCGGGACCUGCGGUACCGCCCAGACAAGCGCCAGUCGUCAAUAUUCCUCCGGUUCCUCCUCGACAAGUUCCUGUAGCAGCACCCAGACCAGCACCAGUUGCCAAUAUCUUGCACACGACUCGUCGUCCUCAGCCACCUAUCCCAGCACCUCCUCCUGUCUUACCCCGUACCACGACUCUUAAUCGCCAGGAACAAGCACCAGCACUUCUUGCAGCACCCCCUUCCCAGACUCAGAGGACUCGUCGUGCUGAAACGCGAGCAUUCCUUUCAGCAUGGUCCACACGAGUGCCACAGCCACAGCCCACGCCAACUGCAACAACGCCGGACUCGGAUAGGAACACUGUCAGACAGCGUAUGAUCAGGGAGACCAUGGAUCGUCUCAGAGUGGACCAUGACUGUGACCACAGAAGCUGGAAAUUCCGGCGCGGUGGUGGACGUUGCGAGAGCUGCGAGGUGCAUCUCCCGCUAUACCUCUUCCGUUGUGCAGGGUGUCAGAUGAACGCUUGUAACAGGUGUCGCCGAAACCGUCUGUGAAAAUGAUUAGACCCAAAUUCUUGAUGCUUUGCUGAUAAGUCACUUGUGACUUUGUGACUUCGAUCUUGGACCAGAUUGUUUUCAGGCACUACAAUGCGUUGUAUACUUGGACUGGUACGACGGUGGCGGUCUUUCUU